AUGGCGCACAACGCCCACCACCACGACGUCUUUCGCCAGGAGGGCCCUACGCCAGGCGCCGAGCACCACCCAGCCUCUGUGCAUGCUCCAACAUUGUCCAUGUCGAUGAAUCUCCGCAAUAGCUCUCAAAAUUCGCUCUCAGCGAGCCCAAUGAGCCCAAGCGCGCAUCGUCAAGUUCAAGGUCCUAUCUUUGGCGCGUUUGGCGCGUUCUCGAGUGCAGAAGCAAAUGCUGCUUUGCUUAAUCAAUUGAUCAGCAGUCACCAAGUGACCUCCCAAUCUCCAUUUCUCAACUCUAACAGUCCAGCGCCGUCGAUGAGCCCGACUUACUUCACCCCUUCUGCCUCACAAUAUGGCUCGCCGGACAACCAGGGGACAUUCUCUCCCCACCUCGCCACCCCUCUGGAUGUCGGCCACUUUAGUCCCAAUCAACACGCGCAUCCAGCGCAGUUUUAUGUCCACACUCACCGCCUAUCUUCUUCCACAUCAAUAAACAGCAUCCCGCCUACUUCUGGAGUGAAUACUGCGAUUCCAGGCAGUGCCAAUGCAGCGUUCUUCAGCUCUUCUCCUCCUUCGAGUACUCCGUACUCUACCCUCUCCUCGCCAUCUGCACCUGUAGGCGUGGGUUCAUACCCAAUAGAGGCACCGCCGCUCUUUUCCUCGUCCAAUAAUUACCCUGCUGCACAUCCUGAAUCGAUGGACUAUGUAAUGGCGGAGGGGAAACCUGUCCUCACCCGUCUAAAUCUGGGCGCGACGGUCCUGGGAGAAGGCGUGAUGGCGCCUCUUAAAGGGUCCCUUCCGCAAGAGUCCAAGCAGGCCACCAUGGCUCAUUAUCCUUCCCAGCAACACUCGCUGUAUGCAGCCUUUGAGCCGCAGUUCGUCCCUCCUCGCCCUGUGCAAGACGCGAAUGCCCUCCAGCUCAACCCCAACUCGUCCUCUUCUUCACUGGACUCGUCGCAGCCCUCUUUGCCUCUCCAUCUCGUCCAACGUAUUCAGGAGCUGGAACAUCCCGAGGAGCAGCGAGAAGUCUUCAAUAGGCUGCAAGAGUGGACUUCCUCUCUUGAUCCGAGACACUACGAGGAUCUAGAAAGAAUGACGCUCAUCGUCAAGAUCAUGUGCGAUUGGUAUUCUCAGCGUCGUCGGCCUGCAAAUGCAGACUUGAUGUCCUUUGCGGAGGGGCGUUAUGGCGCGCCUGGAGAGGCGGCAGGACAAAGUGCUGAUUCGCUAUUUGCUUCCCCUAUCUCACCUGUCAAGGCGAAGCGCGGUCGUAGAAAGACUUUGGAGGCGUCCGUACCCCUGCCUGCAUCCUCCACCGCUGGCCAGCGAGGAGGUCCCGACUACUACGUCUGUCUAUGGCCCAAUUGCAAGAAGCCGCCCCUUCAAGCUCGAACAGAUCGGGUGCAAGAAGAGACGCUCAUCCAUCUCAACCUUAAGACGCAUUGCUGCACCUAUUGCGAUAAGCGAUACCUGCGCAAUAACGAUCUCAAGCGGCAUAUUGCCAAGAGCCACCACGAUCAGACGCAAUCCAACUUUCCUACGCUUCCAUCCACUUCUGGACCACUUUCUGCAUUGCAAUCACCAGUGGAUUCGGUGACAAGCUUGCGGCAACCAUCAGCAUUGGCUACACGCACAAAGCGGCGCAAUCCCUACGAUCGCAUCACAUCAACGAAUCCUGCAAAUUCUUCUGGCACCUCUUCUGGUGUUGCUUCUAGAAGUGCAUCGAACAGUCCAGUCGUCCAGCGCUCCGCAGUCGGCGCCUCCCCUCGCUCACCACGUUCGCCCUUUCCUCACUUCACGUCCAUCGACACCACUUCACCUUCCGAUUCUCAACUACAAACCGGACUUAUGGGCCUCUUCCAACCUCUCGGCGCGGCAUCGACAGCAUUUCCUGGUCUCAACUUGACCGAGGAGGUAACCUCUCAACCUCAAUCGGCGAUCGUCAAUGAAUUUGCACAAGACGGGACCUCGCACGAGCGGGUCAAUGAGCAGCAGGAAUUACACUACCAUCCGACCCAAUAUCCAUCGGCGACGACGACGAUCAACGCUCAGCCUCCGACACUCACGCACCUCGCGCAGGCCUGGACUCCUCCAAUGAACGUUUCAAUGCCUCAACGACCAAUCAUUCAUUCACAACCGAAUAUUCGAGAUCUGCAGUACGACUACAGCGCGGCAUACGGAUCAUCGCUGCAGUAUGGAGCCUCUUCCUCUGGACAAGCGCCCUAUACCGUUCCUUCGCAGUCUGUGCCUACGACUUCUUCGACUCAACCCACAUCGCAGCAGCGUCAGCAGCCUCUUGGACUUUCGUAUUCCGAUCUGUUUCCGAGGGCUGCCGCCUCGUCGACAUCCAAAUCCGGAUCGAAUGGCCGUAGAUUGACAAAGAAGCGACGGUAG
Messenger RNA from Serendipita indica DSM 11827, 2388 nucleotides. Lineage: Eukaryota; Fungi; Basidiomycota; Agaricomycetes; Sebacinales; Serendipitaceae. The record is from the annotation of a GenBank genome assembly.